AUGGGGAAAUCCGCAAUUACCACAAACAAUCAAGUGAGACUUCACAGUAGUAAUAGCAACAACAACAACAACAGCAGCAGCAGCAGCAACAACAGCAGCAGUAAUAAUAACAACAACAAUACUAAUACAAACUUCAACAUCAACGAUAAUAUCGGCCACAACACACAUAGUGCAACCACAGAGACUCAAUCAGGAACAGGUCACUCUGAUUAUAUUGCCACUGGAUUUCCAAACCAAAAUAAUAGACGCAAUUACAAUCCAGCAUCACCAAAGACCAAGCCAUCGUUCCCGCAAGUCUCAGAUCUCAAUAGUCAUGACCCGUUUCGGAACAGCAAUUUGAGUAACAACAACACUAACAAAAAUAGACAACCAACUGACAGUUCACCAACUGCACAAACUAAUAACCAUAGCAACAAUCUUGCAUACACCUUUGACAACAAGAAUUACCUCAGCCAUAGGUCAAGUAGUAUAGACGAACGCAAACAUCUCGAAUACUUGUAUAAUCAAUUUGGCGACGAACUAAACCACAAAGCGCAAGAAAGAAUGAGCUAUUUGCAACAAUCACCACAGCAACCAGGCACACAGUCCAAUUCGCAUGAACAAAAUACAGCUCUGAAUCAACAAAAGAUCUUUUCGAAUUCAUACGCAAAUUCUCAAAAUGCUCCAAGACCAACCAACAGUGCAAACUUGCCGAUUACAAGUCCUCCCAGCUCACUGACAUCACAACAACAGCAGCAACAGCAACAGCAACCGCAUUAUGUACCCACAAGAUCUCGAGGAGACUCCAUCUUCCUUCCACCACCAAUAAGCUCGCUGAUCAGACCAAAUGCAGACCAAGCAUAUGAAGCAACACCAACAAAUUUAAUUUCCAACCCCUCGAAUCCCUUGGUAUCAAGAUCAAAUAGUAUAUUCAGCUCACUUAUCAAUAUACCCAGCUCUGCCGGAAACUCAAUAAGUGGACAAUCAUCUAGCGGUAAUCCAAAUAACAGCAACAACAAUAACAACAGCAACAACAAUAACAACAAUAACACAACAGUAACAACUACAACUACAGCUGCGCCCACGUCAUCGUCAUCAUCUUCAUCGAAACCUGGAAUGUCUUCAGCAGCAGCACCCCAGUUACCACCGCCUACUAGAUCGCGUCAGUUGUCGAUUUUUCCAAAUCAAGAAUUUACCAUGGAAGACUUGGAGAAUUUGUUUGGUACAAACAAGGAAAGCAUGGCAAAUCUUUUUGGAUGGUCACAGAAUGAUCCCAAAUUUAGUAUCAGUGGUGCUGGAGGUGGAAAUGGUUCAAAGGCAAAAUCCAAAGGCGGCUCAUUAGAUUUCUCAGCAUGGUUAGAUAAUAGCAAUAACAAUAGCGGUAACAAUAGCGGUAACAUCAUCAACAACAACAACAACAACAAUCCACUUGGCUCGAUGUCUUUAGGUGGAAAAAACGGUAACAGCAUAACUGAGCUUAUUCAGAAUAUGAUCUCUAGUGGUUCAAUAGAUUUCACAAACAUGAACAAUCAAGAACGUCGUAAUUCUAUUCUAAAGAUUAUUAAUGAUCAAAGCUCGUUGAAAAAUCCACGUAAUGCACGAACAUCCGAUUCAUCAAUAGGCUCGAGUAUUGGUACUACUUUGCGCCAAGAUAUUUUUGACAAGGAUAAGAGUAAAAAAUCGCCACUGGAUUCGAUUGAAAACCAGCAAGGGAACACCAAUAAAUUUGGUAAAUCUGAUACUUUGGCUCCAGGGCAAACUUUGCGGGGAAACACAGGUAAAGGUAGCACUGUACCAGGAGGAAAAGAUCAACUUUCUCCAACUUCGUCUAUAUCAUCAAAGGCAUCGAGAAGAAAUGAGGAAGGUCAAUCUCCAAAGACUUCACCUACUUUCAGCGAGUCAAGAGUUAAUGACCCGUACGCUAGUAACCCUUACAACCAAAGACCUCCGUUGGCCCAAGCACCACAGCAGCGCCAGUACAAAACUAAUGCUAACUCAGUAUCGCCACUGAAUCUGUUUCAGUUUUCGGGAUUUCCCAGUUUUAGCAACGCAUCCAAUGGCCAAGUUAAUUUUGCUACUGGCUUUACACCAACUGGUAAUCGACAAAAUAGCUUUCUCGGUGGCAAUUAUUCGUUUCCAUCUGCACCAGCUUCGCAGCCACUGCAAUUUUAUAAUCAACAAAUGCCAAUGCAAAUCCCAUUUCAAGGCCGCGCCGCUCUUCCCCAAAAUUUGCAACCACAACAAUUACAACAAUCGCAGCAAUCAGUGCAGCAGCCUAUAUAUCAACCAGUUUAUUACCAACAAGGAGUACCUGGCCAUACUCAGCAGCAACUCCAGCAACCUCAGCAACAUCAACAAUUUUACCAACCAUAUCCACCACAACAGCAGCUGGUACCACAAUAUUCGCCUUCACAGCAAGUACCAAGUUUGCCCCAGGAAAAUUCCAACUCUACAAAUUCUCAUUCAAAGACUAACAAAAAGAAGACAACCAAGCGUCCCCCAAGGAAAAACAAAGAACCGUCAGUUGAAGAUAUUUAUGGCACAACAAACAAUCCAAAUUUAAUGCCGGCACAACAAUUUGCUAAAUCCGAAGAUGGUCGCCCUCUUUUGGGAGCUACCAAAAUUGAUCAAUUGAUGCUUGUUAUUCAAGCUCGUGAUAAAGGGGUGACCAAAUCAAUUGAGCAGGGUCCCGAUGGUAGCAUAUUGGCUUCACCAGGGAACUAUAUCGAUGGGUCUGCCGCGAAUCCUGAAGGUAAUGUAUUGCCUCGCCCCGUGAGUCUAGUUGGUGGAGUUGAAAAGCCUCACAGACCAAAAAGUGAAGUCAAGGGCAAUGGGGAGAUUGAUGAGUAUGGGCAAAGACAGCAAGGACAACAACAAGGACAUUUACAAGGGUUUAGAUCAGCUCCAGGUCCAGGUCCAGGUCCAGGUCUUGAGCAAAUACAAUACUCCCAACAUAGAGUAAAAGAUAGUGAGGGAUCACCUAAACGGAAAAAGACAAAAACCGAGCAAUGUCCUUACUGUCUUAAAUAUUUCACACAGUCUACGCACUUGGAAGUUCAUAUAAGGUCGCACAUAGGGUAUAAGCCAUAUGAGUGCUCAUAUUGCCACAAGAAAUUUACUCAGGGUGGUAAUUUACGAACUCAUUUGAGAUUGCAUACAGGAGAAAAACCAUUUACUUGUGAUAUCUGCAGCAGGUCGUUUAAUCGCAAAGGUAACUUAGAAGCGCAUAAACUUACACACGAACAUGUUAAACCGUAUGAAUGUCGGUUGGAUAAUUGUGACAAGUCUUUUACCCAGCUUGGAAAUUUGAAGUCGCAUCAAAAUAGAUUUCAUUUGGAGACAUUGAAUGCGCUAACUCAUAAAUUGGCUGAGCUUAGCGGGCCUGCAAUAGAUAGCCUACCUGCAGACGAGAAGGAUUUGCUUCUCUAUUUCAAGGACUUAUAUAGAAAUUCAAAUAAGGGGAUUAGAGGGAGAGGUAAGCACCAGAGAGGAGCUUCUAAUGCAGACGGAACUAGUGGUGUAGUGGCUGCACAAUCUUCUCCUACCCAAUAA
Messenger RNA from Lodderomyces elongisporus, 3531 nucleotides. RefSeq lists its product as uncharacterized. Gene Ontology annotation, cellular component: nucleus. The transcript has a single exon. Lineage: Eukaryota; Fungi; Ascomycota; Pichiomycetes; Serinales; Debaryomycetaceae. Gene Ontology annotation, molecular function: RNA polymerase II transcription regulatory region sequence-specific DNA binding; DNA-binding transcription factor activity, RNA polymerase II-specific. Bases 1 to 3531 code for a protein of 1176 amino acids. Gene Ontology annotation, biological process: regulation of transcription by RNA polymerase II. The record is from RefSeq and is a predicted model, not a curated record.